UUCCAAUAACAAGAGAACAAAACAACAAAUGACUGAAGUCGACGUCGUCUUGCCGGAGGGCGUUGCCGAGCCCACAACAAAACUACUUGCCAAAACAACAACAACAGCAGCAGCAGCAGCGACGACGGCAACCAACGACGACGACAACAAGAGCGGAAGCGAAAGCGCCAGCGAGGAGAAACAGAAUGAACAGAAGAGUAAAUCCAACAAGGAACUGGAAAAGGAGCUUCCGGAGAAGACAAAGCUAGACAAGGAGCAAGAAACCGAAGAUGCAGUGAUAGCUGACAAAUUGCCGCUGGAUAGCAACAGUAACAGCAACAGCAAUGAUGAUUGCAAGGCUGAGGAUGUGGCAAAGCCAGUGGUAGAGUCCAUGGAUGUGGAUGACACCGAGGAGGGCGAUUCACAAAUCACUAGCUCUAGUUCCACAGAGAAUGGCAGUAGUAAAGAGCCCAAACUCGAUGGCGAAGGUGAAGGCGAUGAGGAGGAGGAGGAGGAAGAAGAAGAAGUAACCACCAAUGGUGAUCAUGAGGAUGCUGAAGAUGAUCAGGAAAAGAUUGGCAGCACAGCUGAAAACAGUUGCGAUGCUGAAGAUCCGCUUGGUGCAGCAACACAGCCCCCAGUGGAGCCACAUGAGGAAGAGGAGCUAUUAACGGAUGAAAAGAAAAGCAUUGAAGAUUUGGAUGAGGCAGAGGAAGCUAGCCAACAAAGUGGCACAGCCAAAACCGUAACCGACUCUGAACCAGAAGCCGAAGCAAUGCAAACAGAGGAGGAUGAGCCAAAAGAGAAGGAGAAGAAGAAGACUUCGGUAAAUGGAUUCGAUCAGAGUCCAAAGGCUGAAGCAUCUGCUGUUGCAGCUAAGGCAAAAGCCAAUGGACAGGCGAGCGUAGCUGAGGCCACGAGAAGCAACAACAACGAUGAUGCGGGAGCUGUUGUUAAUUUGGAUGAAGACAGCGACGAGGAGAUGCCUGAAAUGACUGAGAAGAAGGCAUCGCCAGCUGCAAAGUCUCAAGCAACUCCAAACAAAGUAAAUCCAAAGCCAGCAAUGUCUGCUUCAAGCGAGGCUGAAUCCUCGGAUGAUGCGGUGUUGAUUGCCUCCGAUUCAGAUUCGGAAUCUGGCCAAGUAGCAACUCCGCUCAGCAAAAAGCAACCUGCUGUGAAAGCAACGCCGCCACCACCACCACAAGAUGAUGAUGACGAUGAUGAUGAUUGUGUGGUCAUUGAGGAUGAUACGCCCCCAAGUAGUUCGCCGAGUGAUCACGCACUUCACAAGCGCAAAGGUGACAUGGAUGAUCUGCAGUCAAACAGCAAGAGACAACGCAGUUCCACGCCAUCCAGCUUGGGAAUGAGUGUACUAGGUGCGGGAUCUGGAGUUGGCAUUGGCUUGGGUCAGUUGACAAUCAAGGAUGCGCGCUCCCUGAUGCCACAUGAGUCGGGGUCAACAGGAGGAGGCGCCGUCUAUCCCGUGACCAUAACCAAUGCCGUCACCGGUGUGGCAACCAAUCUGGGCAGUGCACCGCCUAAGCUUGUACCCAUGUCGGGAAUGUCAGGGGCAACGGGGACCACAAUGCAGUUGAAUCCGCCAACGCUCUCCUUGACGGCAGCUGGACUUCCUAGCAUGACUAACAAUGCGAAUCUAUUGCCGGGUCUGACGGACGAUAUGUUCGUGCUGGAGGCGCCUUCGUUUAUUGUUCCCUACAUCUAUGAGAAGCCGCCCAAUGACAACAUCCGUGAGGUCAUCAAAUCCAUUGAGACAAAGUAUGCGCUCUCAGCGGAGGAUUUGGCGGUGGCGGAUAAAGUGGAUGAGUUUGACAUGAUGACCGAACAAAACAAAGAAGACAAAGCAAAUGAUGGUCAGGCAAACGAUCAGAGCAAGAAGAAGAAAAAACGUGGCGAUGACGAGUCCUGGUCCGAGCAAUCCGAUGAGGAUGAUGAUGAGGACGAUGAUGAUGAUUCCGAGUCGGGUGUGCGCACCAAGGUGUUAAUCAAAGAGGCCAACGAUGAUCUAACUGCCCUCAAGGGCGCCAUUAAGCCAGCUUCUGCAUUGGCCGCCUCGGGAGGUGUUCCUUCGACUGCCAACACGAAGCCUGGUCAGGAGAAUUACUUUGAGAGUCCAUUAGGCAAAUUCUUUAUGGACAUUGGCGUUGGCCUUGUCCAGGAGUACGUUCAAGCGGAUCUGUUGCGUUUGCAGAAGCGAAAGAUGCGUAAAUCUCUUUCCCGGGAUCCCAAGGACUUUGAGAUGGCCAUCAAUGCACUGAGUGGCAAUCUGCAGGCAUCAAAAACGAAAAACGCUCCCUUCAAAUUCACGAUGAAACGCUGCGAGUUCUGUAACUUCAAAUCGGAGUCGGCUCUGUCGAUGGCCAAUCAUUACGAGACACCGCACAUGAAUGGAGUCCUCUACAAGUGCAACUUUUGCACCUUUGAGAUACGCAACGCCACCGAAAUUGUCUACCACAUGGAGGCGGUGCACAACAUCAAGGCGCGCCUGAUCAAACCGCUGCCCUAUCAUCAAUGCCCCAACUGCGGAUUCGAGGACAAUGGCAAGGCGAAAUUGGCGCGUCAUCAGCCUGUCUGCGCCAAGAAAUUCCGGCCGGAAUUGAAUCUGGCGCCGCCCAACGAUUGGGAAGCGCCUGCCAAGAUACCGCGCAUCAAGCCACGACAUGGACUUGUCGGCACAGCCACCGCCUAUCAGGCAAUGGCAGCACAGGCGGCGGCUCAAAAGGCAGCGCUGGCGACCAUCCAACAACAACAGGCUGCCGCUCAGGCACGCAACAUGCAGGCAGCAGCAUUGGCAGCACAGAAUGCGGCCAAGAUGCGGCAGAGGGCGCCACAGCUGCCAAAGACAAUGCCCAAUGCAAACAGUCUGGUAAGAAGUCCUGCACCCGUGCGUGGAGCCAUCGGAGGCAAUGCGGCUUUGUCGCUGCCCAACAGCUAUCAACUGGCAGCCGGACAGCUUGUACAGCAAGCGUCUAAGAAGCCCAUCGCUGGUCAGCCAAGCAUCUCAAUAACGCCACUACCUCGUCAAAGUGCGACCGGCAGCGGUGCGUCCGCCGCCUCGUCCAGCAAAGUGCCAACAGCGGCAGCAGCAGGCAUGAAGCCCGGCCAGAGUCCCACCGCUGGGAACAACAAGGCGCAGUUUGUCAUCUGCGAGAUUUGCGAUGGCUACAUCAAGGAUCUGGAGCAGCUGCGCAAUCACAUGCAAUGGAUGCAUAAAGUGAAGAUACAUCCCAAGAUGAUCUACAAUCGUCCACCUCUGAAUUGCCAGAAGUGUCAGUUCCGAUUCUUUACGGAUCAGGGCCUAGAGAGGCACUUGCUGGGCUCACAUGGCUUGGUCACAAGCUCCAUGCAGGAGGCUGCCAACAAAGGCAAAGAUGCCGGUCGCUGUCCUGUCUGUGGCAGAAUGUACCAAUGGAAGCUACUGAAUCACGUAUCGCGCGAUCAUCACAUGACCCUGAAGCCCGCACAUUUAUCCUACAAGUGCACCGUGUGCACGGCCACCUUUGGCAUGUACAAACAAUUUGAGACGCAUGUGUAUACUGCACACAGCACUGUGGCCCGAAAGGCAAUGGACAGCAAGAAGAACAGCGCACAGUCCAGCAGCAGUAGCAGCUCCGGCAUGAACAGAAAUUCGUUGGGUGCAGCCAAUGAUUCACUGCUGAAACCGUUGAAGAUCAACGAUGAGAUCACAAUUAUACCACAGCCCGCAUCGAAGCCACGCAUCACAAAUAUGGAGAGUCAUGUUAUAGAUUAAAUGGCGCGUUGGAAGAACCAAAAAACCUAAUCUCGCAUAGUUUUGUCGCUGCAUUUUUGGCCGCGCGUUAAGAUUAGUCUUUAUGAUUUGUAGGCUGCGCCGACUCAUGCGUACUAUAUGAAUUUUGUUAGUAAGCCAGAAUUGUAUAAAGCGAGCGGAUGUUUAGUGAAAAAAAACCACACACACACACACAAGCAAACAAAAAGCAACCUAAAUUAAAUAAUAAUAUAAACAUCGAUCAUUAAGAUAAAAGUUACCGAUUAACACAGAUACAAAUACAGAUUGCAGUUGGAGAUAUACAGAUGAUUACAAAUUUAUAUACAGAUGCAGAUACGGAUUCAGAUUCUAGUUACGGUUUAGUUCUAUCUACGUUAUAGUGUGCACAUAAGUUGAAAUUGUAGCUACUACUAAUAAAUAAUUACAAUACCAUGCAUAAUUUACAUACACACACACAUACACAUUAAGUACACACCACAAACACACACAAUUAUUAAAUAUAAAUAUAUUGUAAAAGCAAAGCCGCUAGAGCGCAUCGUCUACAUGACUAUGUAAAUUAGUUAAAAACUAAAUAUUAUUUAUACUAUAUACGAAUAACAGUACGAGUAUCUAAAUGUGCGUUGCAGUAUGUACAUAUUACACACACACAAACACUUUGACACACACCUUGAAUAGUUUAUUAGCUCGUCCUGGCAUUGAUAUCGCAGAUGGAACCAGAGAGAGAGAGAGUGGAAGAGAGAUACAGAGAAAAAGAGGAGUGUGCGCUGAAUUUACGUAAGGAUUGGGGGAAAAAUGGAUUAAUUUUCUGGGCGUGCAGAGGGGUGCAUGAUAUAGUUGGGUCAGGGAGGGAGCCUGGGGAUGGGAAAUGUAUUUGUGGUAAUUUUAUCUGAUCUGAGACGUUCAACAAUUUUAAUUUUCGUGUACAAGUUUAAACUUAUAUUUAUAUAAAUAUAUAUAUAUAUAUAUAUAUAUUACAUAUAUCUAUUAAUAUAAAAUAUAUCAUCUACUAGCCUGUAAGACCCCAUGUACUACAGUUAAAAAGCUAAAACAACACAACAAACAAACAAAU
Drosophila innubila is the source of this 4814-nucleotide messenger RNA. RefSeq lists its product as uncharacterized. The record is from RefSeq and is a predicted model, not a curated record. The transcript is spliced from 6 exons. Gene Ontology annotation, cellular component: nucleus. Gene Ontology annotation, biological process: regulation of gene expression. NCBI's taxonomy places the organism in Eukaryota, Metazoa, Arthropoda, Insecta, Diptera, Drosophilidae. The coding region runs from base 29 to 3748 and encodes 1239 amino acids.